AUGCAGCUCCGUGAACAACACGACUUCGCGUCUGAACAGAGCCUCGACCUUGCGCCAGUCAACCGCAAAGCGUACAGCAACGGUGAGUCAGCAGCACGAAGCUCUGCCACAACGACUUCGCGUUUUGGUGGGGCGGGUGCAAAGGCGGCCAAGACCACGGACAAGCCAAAGAGUAAGGCCGCCCUCAAGAUUGAGGAGCUGGAGCAGGAGUGCACGCGCAAGGACGAGGCGUUUGCUCACCAAAAGCAAGCGUUCGAGCAGGAAAAGGAUACACUGAAGGCGGAGAACGAGCAGCUCGCCACAACAUGCACUGAGCUCAAGUCCGAUGUUGAUCAGAAGCAGGCGGCCAUUGUAGAGCUGCGCGAGACCGUGGACGACCUUCAAGGCAAGCAGUCCUCCCUCCUGCAGGAACUGGAUGGCCUCCGCUCCCACCUCUCGCACGCGACAUCGACGAUUGAGCAGCAGACGUCUGAGAUCAAGGAUCUGCACGACAAAGUGGCUGCACUGGAGGCGUGUGUCAAGGAGCACGAGCAGCAGGCAAUUGUCGACGAAGCAGAGCGGCGCCGCCUGCACAACAUGGUGCAAGAGCUCAAGGGCAACGUGCGCGUGUUUUGUCGCGUGCGCCCCUUUCUCUCUGGCGAGGACGCAUCAGCGGAUGAACAGCCAGUCGCUUGCCUCGACGGCAAGACCAAUACCCUUGCCAGCUGUGCAUGCAGUGCCAACGUAUUUUCAUCAAUCAAGCUCACUGUUCAUCCUUCCGCAAUGGUCCUUUGUUCCUGGCAGGUGUUUGACCGCGACAGCACACAAGCGCAAGUGUUUGAGGAGAUUGAGCAGCUUGUGCAGUCCUCCAUGGACGGCUACAACGUCUGCGUGUUUGCUUACGGCCAGACUGGAAGCGGCAAGACAUACACCAUGCUUGGCGGCGAUGACGAGGGAUCACGUGGCAUGAUCCCACGCGCUGUUGAACAGCUUUUCCAGCGCCAAGCGGAGCUUGCUGCCAAGGGGUGGGAGUACACGUUCAAGGCCUCCAUGCUGGAGAUUUACAACGAGGAGCCACGUGACCUGCUUGCCACGCCGGGAUCCGCCACCAAGCCAGUCAUCUCCUGGACAGCGCCCGUCUCAAACCUCUCUGAGUUUGCCGUCACCGUUCCAGAUGACGUGCACGAGCUGCUUCAGCGUGCAGAGACCAACAGGAGGACGGCCAAGACGGCGAUGAACGCACGCUCGUCCCGCAGCCACUCCGUCUUCCGCCUGCAGAUUGCGGGUGAGAACAAGGCCGCGGGCGAGGUGUGCAACGCCACGCUCAACCUCAUUGACCUGGCUGGCUCCGAGCGCAUCAAGGUCUCCAAGGUGCAAGGAAAGGAGGAGAAAGAGGCCAAGUACAUCAACAAGAGCCUGACCACCCUCAAGCGCGUCUUCACAAAGCUCUCCCAGAAGGAUGGGCAUGUGCCCUUCCGUGACUCCAAGCUGACCAUGCUCCUCAAGGACUCCAUGUGCAACAACAGCAAGUGCCUGAUGUUUGUGAACGUGGCGCCCACAGCCGCGUCCGCCAGCGAGACAAAGAACAGCCUUCGCUUCGCUGCAGAGGCCAACAAGUGCCACCUCGGCACAGCACGUGCCAACAGUGGCACCUCCUCCAAGUAG
Molecule: messenger RNA, 1644 nt
Organism: Salpingoeca rosetta
Lineage: Eukaryota; Choanoflagellata; Craspedida; Salpingoecidae
Product: carboxy terminal motor kinesin
Exons: 13
Coding region: 1-1644 (547 amino acids)
Biological process (GO): microtubule-based movement
Molecular function (GO): microtubule binding; microtubule motor activity; ATP binding
Source: RefSeq, a predicted model, not a curated record